Molecule: messenger RNA, 687 nt
Organism: Caenorhabditis briggsae
Lineage: Eukaryota; Metazoa; Nematoda; Chromadorea; Rhabditida; Rhabditidae
Exons: 4
Coding region: 1-687 (228 amino acids)
Source: RefSeq, a predicted model, not a curated record
AUGGAUAACUUGAAAUAUUACUUAUUUUUAUUCCAACUUCAAUGUUUUCUAGUAGAUAUUCAUAUCACAUUGCUCAUGCGACCCCAACCUCUCCAUCCACUUCCAGCUGGGUUCUGUACAGGGAGUUUAGCUUACUUUGGGUUACUGUCUUGCCAUCAGCUAAUGACUAUUUUGGUGGCAUUGAUAGCCACAGAAGUGACAGCACUCGCUAUGUGUUUUCUAAGGAAGUUUCUGGUAUUCCGGAGGAUGAAAAGAGCGCAUAUUUCUAUCAAAACGAUCGCUUCGGUUUUAUUUUGUUUGGCCAUGUUUAUAGUCUUCAAAGUGUCAAACUUGGGAUCUUGUGGUCUGGCAGAAGACGAGGAGUUUCGUUUGAUAAUGGAGAACUACGCUUCCUACCUCCAAUCCUUCCGGAACCUACAAAACUUCUCAAUCUACAGCCGAAUUUCUCAACUUGCCACGUCUACAAUCUUCCUGCUCCCUAUUGGAAUUUUAGCCGGACUUUCAUUAGCUGAUGUCGAAUAUUCUCAAGACACCACCAGAAUCCUCCUAGUCAUGUUCAGCACUCAUGCAUCUGUCAAUGUCAUCGUCCUGGUUUUCACAACUCCACCAUUUCGAAAAUUCACCUUGAGACGAACUUCGAUGGUCGUUAGCAUCAUGUCCACUCGUCAUCAUUCCAUUGCUCAUUGA